UAGCACUUGAACGUCGUGCAAUAGAUGGCGAAAAGGACGGUUUGCAUAUUUCUAUUCAACAAAGCACCAGCUGCUUCAAAUAUAUUAGGCCUACAAACAUUUAUUAGAGUUAGCAACGUGUACAGUUCCAUUACAACAGAUGGUACUCUAUUAGUUUCGUUCACGUUAUGGAAGAGAAUGGAGAUUCAAAAGAGGCGGUUAAAUUAGCAAGUGAAGAAACAGCUAAAGACCAACCGGAAGAUAAUGCAAAAAAUGAAGAAGAGGAAGAUGUAGAAAAAGAUGCCGAUGCAAAAACUGAAGACGAAUUGAUUUUGGAGAAAGUAAUUGAAAAGUCUAUUAGUGUUGAGGAAGUUGCUGUUAAUCAUACGACUGUAAAAAACACAGUUAUUGUUAAAGAAGAAUCUACGAAAACGGGACAGGUUGGUAAGGAGGUAAUAAAAGAGAAAAAGUCCGAGAAGAAGCGUGUAAUUUCACCUAAAAGGCAGAGUAAUUUGUCCUUAAAUGCCUUUAGCAAAAAAGAGGAUAAAAAACAAAAGGAAAAGACAGUUGGAAGACCAAUAGAAAAUUAUGCAGCCCAAAGGAAAAUGAUUGAACGAUUGUACUAUGGUACUUUCAAAAAGUCAGAUAAGCCGUUAAAAAAUCCCAUUACCGGAAAGGGUAUGGAAUGCUUAGACCGACCAAGAUCUGUUCGUAUUACACGGAAAGAAACGCAAACUCGCAAUCCAUUAACUGGUGAGGGUUUGCAGUUUCAAAAACUUUUUUCAGGUCGUUGCAGAGGUGAAACCGUCCGUGCCACCGUGUACUGAAGCAGGAGAAAGACGAGAAGAAUUCCGCCGCAAGUACUUGCGCUCCUAUAAUAUUAUAAGCAACUGGGCAAAUGAAGAAGAGCAAUCCACAGAUUGCGAAUGAAACUUCCAUUUUUUUUAGCUUUUUCUAUCGAUUUAUCAAUUUUUUUUUCAGGCACUUGCACAGUUUUUGGUUAUAUAGUAAAGACCACCUAGCGGUUAUAUAGAUGUACAUUAAAAGUUAUUACUUUGUAAUUUUUAAUUUCAGUUGACGACUAAAACGUUUCUUUUACGAAUGAACCAAUUUACAUGUAUAUAAAUGAAUAUGUAUAUAUAUGUAAUUGGUAUAUAUAUAUAAAUAUAUAUAUAUAUAUAUAUAUUUCAAUGAUGUACAAAUACUACAUAAGAAGUUAAAUACAUGUUUUGACUUUUAAGACCUGUUUAACACUACAAAAAAAUUCUCAAGUAAAGAUUUAACGCAAUAGGCGUUUUGUUUUUAAAGAAUAUAUUUACAUAAAAAGUUCGCCUAUUUCGCCGUCUAAUUGUUUGUUGCUCCUCCAGUUUGUUCUUGGUAAACCUCGAUUACAUCGUCUUCUUCCAUGUCCAACUGAAAUGAAAAAUAUGAAAUUUUAAUUACUUUAUUUGCAAUGGAUAAAAAUCGAAUUGUUAUUGCAACUAUGACAA
Dimorphilus gyrociliatus is the source of this 1469-nucleotide messenger RNA. The record is from the annotation of a GenBank genome assembly. NCBI's taxonomy places the organism in Eukaryota, Metazoa, Annelida, Polychaeta, Dinophilidae.